Molecule: messenger RNA, 1183 nt
Organism: Sphaeramia orbicularis (orbiculate cardinalfish)
Lineage: Eukaryota; Metazoa; Chordata; Actinopteri; Kurtiformes; Apogonidae
Exons: 8
Coding region: 521-1153 (210 amino acids)
Source: RefSeq, a predicted model, not a curated record
AGAAGAAAACUUCUGUUGUUGUUAAUGUUUACGUCAAUGUCCGUUAGUUUCAGUUUCAUUUCUGAGUUUUGGCGCAUGCGCACUUUGCGCACUACGCCUCCGAGUCUCGGGUCUUUAAAUGUAGGUUUGUCGUAAGUUUCUGUAAAUCUGUGUCUGAUUUCCUCUGUAAUCCUCUUCUUUUCUAUCACCUGUAUCAUGUGAUGGUGAAAUCAUUUUCAGUGGGAGCUGACUGGGUUGGUCCGUGGGUCCGUGGGGUUAAACCGGGUCAGACAGGUCUGUACGCAGAUCCAGGAAGAGGACCAACAGCCUGAGCUGAGUGGAUCUGAAAACUGAGGUAAACAUUCACCAGUCUAACACUGGUGUCAGCUGUGUAAGGCCAGACAUGGACUGAGCUAAGCCGAACCCGGACCCUGAGCCAAAGACCAGGACCACAGAAGAACCCGGACCAUGAGAAAACACCUCCACCAGUAGUUCAUCCAGGGCUCAGAGGUGAACCCCCUUUCCCCUCCACCCCUCCACCAUGGAGAAGACAGCUGAACACACAGAGGAGGGGCUCUCAUCCUCCCAAAGCAUUGUGGGGAGGGAUGAUGGGUACCACGCAGCGGAAAGGGUCCAGCAGAGACCACGUUCCCCUGUACAGAGCUGUGUGUCCUUGAAGAGCGACCAGUCCAUGGAUCCUCCGUUCCAUUUCAAACACAGUGUGUGCCAUACUUCCAGGGAUUCCAGGACCCUGCAGAGGUCUCAGAGCUGGGAGUCUCUGAAGAGUGACUGGUCCAUGGAGCCUCCGUUCCAUUUCAAACACAGGGUCCAGCAGAGACCACGUUCCCCUGUACAGAGCUGUGUGUCCUUGAAGAGCGACCAGUCCAUGGAUCCUCCGUUCCAUUUCAAACACAGAAUUGUGCAAAGACCCCUGAGCUGUGAGUCCCUGAAGAGUGACUGGUCCAUGGAAGCUGGUCCUGUGUCCUUCACAUGUGGACAGACCUCCAAUCAAAGUGACCAGCAGAGGUCAGAGGUCACAUGUCCAACCGACCAGGGCUCAGUAUUGGCGCUGCUUGAGGAGAAGAUGGUUGCAUUCGUGAAGAAGGAACUGAAGUUUUUUUUCCAGGCUCCUCAGUCCAGAUUACCAAGACUUUUCAUCAGAGUCCAGAGAUGAUGGUGCUGAGGUAGACAGUGAGGAGGCGGA